AUGGCUUCAUCAAAGAAAACGGCAAGAAUCAUUUCCCGCAUUGCUUCUCGCGUAUAUUUCCUCCUAAUUAUCUUUCAAAUUCCUCUUUUCAGAAUUGGUACCUGUACAUCACCAAUAGAGGUGACUUCUUCUCAGUUGAUUGCAAGUAAAGUCCUUCCUGCAGUUGUAGUGAAAUCCCUUCUCUACCCAGGAGCCAUUGCAAAUGCUAUUGUAAAGGAAAAGGCCAUCCCUGGCUAUGAUAACCUGCUAAAUGCAUAUAAAUUCCACCAUGCCAAGGAAGGUCCUGCCACAACUGAUCUUCAGCACCUGGAGAUUCUUGCAGGAAGCUACUUGUGUGUGGCAGGAGCAUUCUUAGGCAUCAUAAAACCAAGCAGAGUGGGCUUGUUUGGGAUAUGUCUCCUCAUGUGGGGACUCACCAAGGAACUCUCUCUCCUGAAACAUGCAGCCAGCGAUCCGACCAAAGCUAUUUAUUUCUAUCCAACAUUCUCAAUUGCUGUUGUUUUGGCCUUCCUUUCUGUUAGAGGAGAUGUCAGAAAGAUAAUCCGCAGUUGCAAACCUAAGCGCAUUGCUCAUCCAUUCUGGACCUAUGCAAAAGCGAAAAAUAAAUGAGUUCGAACGCCCAUAAGGUGUGACUACAUUCUCAAAUCUAUGUUUUUUUUCACGUCGUUGUAUUGUCUGAGAAUUUUUAACGUAUUAGUUUCUGUGGCACACGCGAUGGCUGAUUAACUAACAAUUGAUAGGGAAGUAGGUCAAGAUCAAGUCUAAAUUGGAAUGGAUUUUGUACACGUGCCACAAAUAUUUGUUACCUAGGUUGAAAGUGAGAGGACGUAUUCGAUUCUUUUAUUUUUUUUGACUGUAACCAUAUGUUUUGAGCUGCUACGGCAGGUGUUUGACCCAUCG
Ilex paraguariensis (yerba mate) is the source of this 900-nucleotide messenger RNA. NCBI's taxonomy places the organism in Eukaryota, Viridiplantae, Streptophyta, Magnoliopsida, Aquifoliales, Aquifoliaceae. The record is from the annotation of a GenBank genome assembly.